Molecule: messenger RNA, 666 nt
Organism: Peronospora matthiolae
Lineage: Eukaryota; Oomycota; Peronosporomycetes; Peronosporales; Peronosporaceae
Source: the annotation of a GenBank genome assembly
AUGACAGAAACAUUGAAUGUCAUAGUCAAUGAUGGAUCAAGUGUGGACGCUUACACACUUGAUCUGAUUGCGCCUCCAAAGUUGGCUUUGGAGAUCACUCAGUUGCCAACGCUCGAACAUAAAAGGUUCUUGCGUGAUCUGCGUAGUGGCAAAGUCAAGCAGAUCUGCGUACUCGUCGCUGACGACGAGUGUGUAGCCGACAUAAGGUCAGCAACAAUGCUUACUGAGAGCGAGAGAGUUCUCAGUAGUUCAUCGAUGGACGAGAGUGUCCUAGAUGAAAAGACACGAGUUGAGCGAUAUGACUCCCAAUCGUGGGAAUCGCUCAAGACAAAUCCUCUCUAUGAAGAUUUGGUUGAAUUCAAGGAUGUAUUCCCUGAAACUGUUCCGUGUGAAUUACCAAAGGAUAAAGGUAUUCGACACGAGGUCGAGCUUAAACCAGGCUCGAAGUACUGUGUCCUGAAGCAGUGGCCACUGCCUCGUGAACAAGUACUUGCGAUCGACAAGUUCUUUGCCGAUCGAUUAGCUGCGGGCCAUGUGAGGGAAUCAACUUCCCCACAUAGCUCUCCGACCUUCUGUGUGCGAAAAGCGACAGGAGGGUGGCGGAUUUUGCAUGCAUUUAACAAGUUGAAUGCUGCAACGGUACCGGCUCAGACGCCGAUACCAUAG